This is a messenger RNA of Ascoidea rubescens DSM 1968, 2559 nucleotides long. RefSeq lists its product as uncharacterized. NCBI's taxonomy places the organism in Eukaryota, Fungi, Ascomycota, Saccharomycetes, Ascoideales, Ascoideaceae. The transcript has a single exon. The record is from RefSeq and is a predicted model, not a curated record. Bases 501 to 2339 code for a protein of 612 amino acids.
CAUAUUAUUCACCAAUAAUAAUAUAUAGAUAGAACCCAGUAAUAACCAUAGACUCGUGUUCUAUCCUAGAUAAUAUAGAGACUUAUUACACGCGUAUGUCACGCGAAUUACACGUGACUAAUUUCUUGUGACCAUUGCAACCAAUGUGGUGGGUCGUUCCUUCCUCGAAGGAUGUCCUCAGCCCAGCAGAAGAAGCAGAAGAAGCACAGGAAGCACUGCCAGCUGGAAGUAUCUGACUACGUCUGAUUCGAGAGUGUUGCCAGCUGUUUGACGAUGAAUGAGCUAUCUGAGGGUAUGUAUUGCUGCUGUGCUGGUGCUGCCUCCUCACUGUUUGGCGUCUGCAUCUGUUCCCACUACUUUUUGUCACUGUGAUUGCGAUGCUGAUGGGUUUCUAACCAUCAAUAAAGGAGUCUAUCAACUAACUUUGCUCUGUUGUUGCUGUCUGUGAAGAGGACUAUGCUUAUCAACUAAUAAUUGGCCAGCAGCCUGUAAGGGCUCGAAUGUGUGGCCUUGGAGACAAAGAUAGAAGACAAAUUUCUCCUCCACCAUGCAUCCAGCUCGUUAUCUUGAACAAACACGAUAACACUCCAAUCAACCUAUAUCAUAUUAAGGACAGAUUAAAUUAUAUGCUUGUAGCUGAGUUAUGGAACGCCGAUAAAAAGAUUAACUUGUCUAUCAUUUCAACCCAAUCAACUUCAUCGCAGUCAGUUCCAAGAUUAAAUCAUAACUCUUUGAACAAUUCUUUGAGCAAUUCUUUGAACAACGCUUUAACUAAUGAUUUGAAUCAUUUGAGCCAUUUGACUCAAUUAAAUCAAUUAGCCCAAAAUGGCUAUAAUUACAACGAUUUUAGCUCAAACAAAACCUUUAAUGAUUUGCAAAACCAGAUCGACAAUAACAGUAUGAGCAAUAUUGACACUAUAAUUAGCAAUAACAUGACUAAUAUUGAUAAUAUGGAAAAUAUUGAUAAUAUCAAUAAAUUCAACAGUCUUACCAAUAGUCACAAUAGUAAUAACGGUAAUACUAAUGAUAACACUAACGAUAUCAAUAACAAUACUAAUAAUAGUAACAACAACCAAAUCAGUAAUGAUAGUAACGAUAAUAAUAUCUUUACUUCAAACGACAACUUGUUAGACAAAAUAGACACAAAUCUAACCAACUACAAAUCUCAAUUAAAUAUCCAAGAUAACCAUAGUGACCAAGUCAAUAGAAACGGUAAUGGCAAUGUUAAUGGUAACAAUGAUGAUAACGCCAAUAACGGAGCCUCUAAUAUUCAAAAUGAUGUAGCAAUGACAAAUGCACUUGAAAAUGCAAAUAACAACGUCAUGUCUAUUAUUAACGACGACAAUAACAAUAAUGCUAAUAACAAUGAAAAUAAUAAUAUCAAUAGUCUUGAUAAUGAACAACCAGAAAUCCCAAAUGUUCAUUCAACUUUAAUAUACGACAAGGUCUUGGACCCAACUUCCCCAACUAGAAAUUUAAUUGGUAAUACUGUUUCAAAUGUUCUAGAAUUAAACGAUACCAGUAAUACCAGGGGCUUAUGGUUUGUUUUCCCUGACUUGUCCGUUAGAAUUGAAGGUAAAUUUACUUUGAAGUUUUGUCUUUUUAAAAUUUCUCCUUACUACCUAUUAAAAUCUACUGAUUCUUCAUUAGGUAAUGAUUCGCCCUCAUCUCCAAAUUCUCCAGUAGAUGAUUCAUCAAAUCAAAUGAAUUGGUCAAUUCCAAUUUUAAAAUCAACUUUUAGCGAACCUUUCACUGUUUAUAGUGCUAAAAAGUUUCCUGGUGUUACGCCCUCAAGCCCUUUAAGUACUAUUUUUGCUGAACAAGGUGUUAAAAUACCAACAAAAAGAUAUACAAACAGAAAGAAAAAUAACUCAAUUUCUUCAUCAAGUUCAAGAGCUUUAAACCAUAGAGUUGGAUCUUCUCCAACUUCUAACCUUAAUGCAUUUGCAGGUGCAAGUAUAAAUUUGAAUUCUGAUGAUGAAAUCAACAGUAAUGAUAAUUUAAAUUUAUCCAAUUUAAAUAAUAUAAAUGCUAAUAUUGAUGCAAAUAUUGAUGCCAGUAUUGAUGGUAGCAUUGAUGGUAGCAUCGAUAAUAAUAUCGAUAAAAUCAAUAAUGAUAACAGCAAUAUCAAUAAUCUUAAUAAUGAUGCCACUGACACCGCUGUUACUGCUAAUAAUGAUGAUGAUGAUGAAAAUAAAAAUGAGAAAUUAAUCAAUUUAAUUGGCAAAAACACUAUUAAUGUUACUAAUAGUAGUGACAAUACUAAUAACCACAGAUUUGAUCAUUCUCAAAUACCCAAAUCUCCUCCUAUAACUAUUAAUGCAAGAAUUUCAAAGUAGCUAGUGUGUAAUUAAAAUAUUUUUAAUUUUAAAAUUUUGUCCACCUUCUUUAUUACAAUGUUAUUUUAUUAUUUUAUAUUUAGUUUUUUAACUAUAUAUUAUCUUCUUUUUGAUUUUCAAAUAUUCUUUUUUUUACUUAUUUUUGUUUGAUUUUUAAUUGCCUCAAUUUUCUUCUCAAAUAAAUAAAAACAAAAGCUAAUAAAUGAAUAUCAGUUAUUGC